Messenger RNA from Aspergillus tanneri, 1713 nucleotides. RefSeq lists its product as uncharacterized. Bases 1 to 1713 code for a protein of 570 amino acids. Gene Ontology annotation, molecular function: oxidoreductase activity; FAD binding. The transcript has a single exon. The record is from RefSeq and is a predicted model, not a curated record. Lineage: Eukaryota; Fungi; Ascomycota; Eurotiomycetes; Eurotiales; Aspergillaceae.
AUGAGUCAGACAGAUUUUCAACCUACAGGUGUCACCGUAUACCAGCCUGGACAUAAGGAGUAUGAACUUUCUGUUGCGACUUCAAACCUUCUAUACCGUUUUACGAGACCUCCUUGGGUUGUUAAACCAAAAACUACACAGGAGGUCGAGAAAAUCAUCACAGAAGCACAAAAAAACAACCUAUCUAUCGCCAUCAAAAAUGGCGGUCACUCUGGUGCAGGAUUCUCCACCACUGAACAAGGUGUCUUGGUGGACCUUGUCAAUAUGAAUAAUGUCCAGCUUGAUAUGCAAUCCAGGGAGCCAACGGCUACCAUGGGAGGCGGCGCGAAAUGGGGCCACGCAUAUAGAAAAUUGGUCAACGGCCGACACGACGGAUGGGUCAUCAAUGGUGGGCGGUGUCCCACUGUCGGAGUCAGCGGCUUUGUGUUGGGGGCUGGCCUCUGCCCGUUUGGAAGAAGCAUAGGAAUGGGAUGCGACAGGGUGACGGAGAUAACCAUUGUCGUUCCCGGCAAGGGAGCGAGAGAGGCAGCCAAAACUCUUACUCUCAAGCGCGGUGACACGGACGCAAACAAAAGAGAGUUAUUCUGGGCUCUCUGUGGUGCUGGUGGAGGUAAUUUUGGCAUCGUGACCGAGGUAAAGAUGAAUGUGGACAAUCUGGGGAGCUUAACUGUUGUAGCUGGAAGAUUUAUAUACCAGCCAAGACGAGAGGACAUGGCUGACUUCAUGGAAAUGAUGAACGAAUUUUAUACUGCCAAGUGGAGCAACGAGAUGACGAUUGAUAGUAGCUGGUUGUGCGACCUUAACCAGACCAACAGCGAACUUGCGGUUCGGUUUAUUGCCUACUAUAAGGGCAACAAGGGCGAUUUUGAUAGGGAAAUUGAUGAGAAGCUGGUGAUAGGGGCAGACGUGGGGAAAUUGCUCAAACGGCGAUCAUCCGAAGAAAAAUCCACACGUUUUCUUCAUGAGACGCUUGUGUCUCAGUGGUCUGAGGAAACGAUACAGUCCUUACCCUCUAGCAGGACCUACAGUAUAUACACAUCCUUUGUGUUUAGCAAUGACAACAAAGACCAGCAGAUAAAGAAGAUUACCUCGAUCAUCCGGAAGGAGAUGAAAGCUUUUAGGACCCAGUUCACUGGAGAACAGGGACUGCUACAGGUUACAUUCCUUCAUUCUGGGGGAAAGGCAGCGGAGGGGCCAUCUACCGCUACAGCGUACCCCUGGCGCAAGGGCGUUUAUCAUACAUAUAUCACGAUGCAGUGGGAGGACAAAUGGUUGAAGAGGGAUAUGCAGGGCUUCCUGGCAAAGUUUAAGAAGAGGCUAAGGCCAUAUUCUCUGUGCAAGGAGGCUGUCUUCAUCAAUUUUGCUGAUAGGGAACUAGAAGCAGAUAAGUAUGAAGCAGCAUACUAUGGUCUACAUGUCGCAAGGUUGAAGGGAAUCAAAAAGUAUUGGGAUCUGACGAACUUUUUCAAGUGGCAACAAGGCAUUACGCUUCCAGAAGAGACAUCACCCGAUCAAACAAUGGCCAGGAGUCUCAACGAGUUCGCGCGUAUGGAGCCCAAGGUGAAGGAGGAAGUCUUAACACAAGCAGAAGAAGAUCGGCAGUGGGAUAAGGUUUCCCUUCCUCCAGCAUCUGACUUCACAGGCGACAUUCCCCUUCCCUGGGGUGUGACCAUUGGGAGUGGAAUUAAGUCACUGCAUGACUUGGGAUUUUAA